Molecule: messenger RNA, 273 nt
Organism: Sphenostylis stenocarpa
Lineage: Eukaryota; Viridiplantae; Streptophyta; Magnoliopsida; Fabales; Fabaceae
Source: the annotation of a GenBank genome assembly
AUGGGUUUCCGCAUACUAGGUAUGGUUAGACAAGCAUCAUUUUCUGCAGCCAAAGAAACUCGCAAGGGAAUUGAAGUCCCAAAAGGCCACCUUGCAGUCUAUGUUGGAGAUAAGAUGAGGCGGUUUGUGAUUCCAGUAUCAUUCUUGAACAAACCUUCAUUUCAACAAUUACUGAGUCAAGCCGAAGAAGAGUUUGGAUUUGAUCAUCCAACAGGUGGUCUCACAAUUCCAUGCACGGAGGAUGAGUUUCUAAACCUCACUUCGCUUGAAUGA